AUGGUACCAAUUUUCUUUCUUUCUUUCUUUCUUUUUCUUUCUUUCUUUCUUUCUUUAAUCUUGACGCGUUUCUUUCUUUCUUUCUUUCUUUCUUUCUUUCUUUCUUUUCUUUCUUUCACCUGUCACCUUUUCUUUUUCUUUCUUCGUUCUUUGUUUGUUUGUUUCUUUCUUUUCUUUCUAUCUUUCUACAUGUCGCAUUCUUUCUUUAAUGGUACCAAUUUUCUUUCUUUCUUUCUUUCUUUUUCUUUCUUUCUUUCUUUCUUUAAUCUUGACGCGUUUCUUUCUUUCUUUCUUUCUUUCUUUCUUUCUUUCUUUCACCCUGUCACCUUUUCUUUCUUUCUUCGUUCUUUGUUUGUUUGUUUGUUUCUUUCUUUCUAUCUUUCUACAUGUCGCAUUCUUUCUUUAAUGGUACCAAUUUUCUUUCUUUCUUUCUUUCUUUUCUUUUCUUUCUUUCUUUCUUUUAAUCUUGACUUUUCUUUCUUUCUUUCUUUCUUUUUUUCUUUCUUUCUUUCUUUCUUCACCUUUUCUUUUCUUUCUUCGUUCUUUGUUUGUUUGUUUGUUUUUUUUUCUUUCUAUCUUUCUACAUGUCGCAUUCUUUCUUUAAUGGUACCAAUUUCUUUCUUUCUUUCUUUCUUUUUCUUUCUUUCUUUCUUUCUUUAA
Molecule: messenger RNA, 660 nt
Organism: Acanthosepion pharaonis
Lineage: Eukaryota; Metazoa; Mollusca; Cephalopoda; Sepiida; Sepiidae
Source: the annotation of a GenBank genome assembly